Molecule: messenger RNA, 1167 nt
Organism: Photinus pyralis (common eastern firefly)
Lineage: Eukaryota; Metazoa; Arthropoda; Insecta; Coleoptera; Lampyridae
Product: G-protein coupled receptor daf-37-like
Biological process (GO): G protein-coupled receptor signaling pathway
Cellular component (GO): membrane
Molecular function (GO): G protein-coupled peptide receptor activity
Source: RefSeq, a predicted model, not a curated record
GCAGUACGUCAGUGUGGUUAACAGUUUCGUUCACGAUGGAACGUUACAUUGUAGUUUGUCAUCCCAUGAAAGGAAAGGUGUUGUGCACGGAACGAAGAGCAAAAAGCAUCAUCGCGAUUAUCAGUAUUUUGUGUAUCAUACUAACGGCUACGACUCCAUUCGAGUAUCAGCUGGCAUUCCACGACGACUGUAUUAGGAUGUGCGAGGAAAGUGAGUUGAGAGCGUUGCACCCUGAACACACUGACGACAACGGUACCGACACAUUUGCGCUCGGAAGCGAGAGGAACUGCAGCAGGGAGUGGGGCGAGGGAGUCAUUCCGGCGGACGAGGAAACGAUCCAGUUGUUUAUGAACUCCACCCAGCAACUGUUCCAAGCCAUGGUCAACAUUCAACUCAUGAACACGACAUGCUGCGUCAAAAACUACACGAUCAAAACCGAAGGUACCUCGCUCGGGAAAAACCGGAUAUACCGAAGCAUGUUCUACUGGUUUUCGGCGAUUGUGUUCGCAGUACUUCCCUUGGCGUUAAUCGCGACAUUCAAUUGCUUCCUGAUUCACUCGGUCUACAAAUCCUACCAGACGCGGAAGGUGAUGACCAACUCGCAGGAGCAAAAGUCACAAACUCAAGAAAACAGGAUCACACUUCUCCUCAUAUCAAUUGUGGUGCUCUUCUUGGUGUGCCAAAUACCUACCGCGUCCUUUUUGAUCUACGAAGCCUUGGUGGGCCAAGCUGACGAUUUCACCGAAAAUAUCAAAGCUGGCCUAGGCAACAUAUUCAACUCGCUACUGACGCUAAACGCGUCGUGCAACUUCAUUCUCUACUGCCUCCUCUCAGACAAGUACCGAAGAACAUGCAAAGCGCUGUUCUUCCAUCGAGACCUGAACCGGAACGACUCGCUCUUCAAGUCGAGUCGGCACUCGCUCAGGAUGAGCGAAAGGAAGCUAUUAAAACGCGGGAAGUCCACCUACGUUUGUACUCCAAAAAAUUUGGAGACCUACAGUUUGAACAGCUUCCCGCGUUCCAAGUCGAUGAUACAGCGGCCCUUGGGAAAGGCACAGUCGACCGAUUUGGUUACCUAGCACUAUCACUCGAACGUGUGAACACUUUAGAAUAAGAUUUUGUAAACAAUUUUGUAGUAGACGUACUUAAUAAAUUUUAGAUCUCUUC